UCAAGUGCUAACAGUGAAAUACUUUCAUGUAAGCAAUUAUUUUGCCUGUUUUUAAAAUUAUUUUUAUACACGUUUGUGUACUAAGCGUAAGGUCCAGUUAUAGUUCACCAUAUGUGUGGCAAUACAGAGCCUUUCACAAGAUACAAGAAGGAAAUGAAUUUAAGUCUCUGAGCACAUGUUCCAGUGUGGCAGUGUAGGUUAAAUGUCAGCUGUUGAUUUGUGUGCUAAACUUUGUGCUGCUCCAAAUGGAGGACGAGGUGUCUUAUUCAGCAGUCAUUUUCAACAGGGCUGCCAACGUGGAGCCUGAAGCACCUGUGAGGCAGGCUGAGGAUGUGGUGUACUCGUUAGUCAUGAGCCAAGGUGAGGCUCCAUCAAACAUCUGCACCGAAACCACAGGAGAACCCACUGCAGCUGCUAAUGAUCCCUCCACACCAUACAGACGGGCUACAAUCUGUCUAGGGCUGCUGUGUCUUCUUUUAUUAGCAGGUCUUGUGGCUGUCUGCGUCUUCAACAUCAUUCAGAUUUCCAAAUACAGCACACUUUUGGCUCUUUACACCGAUGAGAGCACAGCACACCAGAGGUUGCAGGCUGCUAAGGUGUCCCUGGAGAGAGACAACAAGGAGCUGACCGAAAAGAGAGAUCAGCUUAACGGAGCCCUGAGAUUUAUCAUCCAAUUUUCAAGAUUUCCAGCCAGCGCGUUCUGUCAUCUAACUGAUGGAGAGUUUCAUUGUGAGCCCUGUUUGAAACACUGGAUUCAAUACGGGUCCAGCUGUUACUUUUUCUAUACUGGGGAUUAUAACCGGCAAACCUGGCAAAAGAGUCGAGAGCACUGCAUGAAAACGGAAGGAGACCUAGCCGUCAUAGACAAUACAGAGGAACAGGCGUUCAUCAAUCAGCACACUCCCUAUUAUAAUGGAUAUCAUGGGUACUGGAUUGGACUUUCUAGAACCAAUGAAAAACAGUGGGUGUGGCCCACUGGCAGUGUGCUAGAGGCAGACAGGGUUCUGGGCUAG
This is a messenger RNA of Electrophorus electricus (electric eel), 1013 nucleotides long. RefSeq names its product C-type lectin domain family 12 member B. The record is from RefSeq and is a predicted model, not a curated record. NCBI's taxonomy places the organism in Eukaryota, Metazoa, Chordata, Actinopteri, Gymnotiformes, Gymnotidae.